UACUUAGCGUCGUGGCAUACGUGUCGUUUCGAUUCGUCUCAGUUUUUAAACCUGUUGCGCAUAUCUAUCUACGCCCGGGAGCAUAAAUAGCGCGCUCGCGUGUUGUGUCGGAUCUUUUCAUUUUGUCGCAGGAGAAUUCCGUGUUUGCGAAAGAAGAAAUUGACUCGCUUCGGGUCAUCGAUUGAGCGCGGAGAAGAACAGUGAUGAGUUUGGGGCUACAGCCGAGUUUCGUUGCCGGACUGUUGAUGUAAAUCUGUUCCCCUUGGACUGUAUGCUACCCGUGAGCAUGACCGUCGCAUUUGCUUAUCGUUACACCUGGAAUCGCGAGAUUGUCUUCAACUCACAAAAGCUGGUUAAGAGACGCGCAAAAAUUGCUGCCUGAGAGCUGUGGGAGUAUUUUCUUCGACGAGGAUAUCUACUCAGCCGGACUUACGGAAAGGAUUAAGCAGACUCGGAAGGAAGAAAGGAGACUCCACGUGGGAAUUGUUCAAUUAAAAAAAGGAAACAUAAGGAAAAGAGAGAGAUUUUGCAAUCACGUAUUUUGUUUUGGCACAACUCCGGAAGAAAGGAUCUGAAGAGAAGCGAGAAGAAGUGAAAUGAUAUCUGUGAUCUGAAAUUGCUGUGUUUAGUAUUUUAUCGCACUACAAAAGAAAAAAAAGCCUUUGUUCAUUUAAAAAUUGUUUCGAAUAGUUAUACUACGACAAGAAGAUUAAACGUUUUUGGAUACACUCUCUCUAUAAAUACUACGUUAUAGCAUCUUACUCUAUAUGAACACUAUUCCCCACUCGUAUCAGUUAAGGACUCUUAAAAAAUAUCUAUUCGUAUCCAACAAACAAGAAACUUUCAGUGAAUGUCAGACAACCCAAGACGCUGAGAUCGUAAACCAAUAGAAUUAUAGUCAAAUUUUCAAGCCAUAUUUACACAAAUCCCUUCGUUAGUAAUAAUCGCAAUACUUAGGCUGUAGACAAAUAAAAAAAUCAAUCGAAUAUUCAUCGCACCAAAGGCUGCAGCCUUUCCGCUCGAUAAUCUACAUCGACACCGACAAAUCGUUGAACACAAAGUCGGCUUUCGAACCUGUCCAGGCGCAGCGGUAGUCGUGUCGUUCGGUGAGAACUGCCUUAUAAAUAAUUAAAACAAAAAAAAGCACACUACGCAGCAAACAGCAGCAGCAGAAGCAGCAACAACAACCGUAGCAGCAGAAAAUACUCCCAGCUCAGCAGCAAUUUAGAAGUCGCGCGCGCGAUCCGACCCGUCGUCGUAGCGCAGGGCCAAAAUGAAUGUCUACGAUCAAUGGCUUGGUGAAAAGUUGAAAAUACCCCAACUGUCCGGCGUCGCCACCGGUGGCUAUGUCUCAACGCCAACGGCCCCGUCGGCCCUUGUGGGUAUCGUUCCCGACCUUGGCCCCUUCCCGAACCAGCGCCAACCGGUAAAGGUACAGAACACCGAGGAGCUGCUGAUGGAAUUCGACUACGUGUACGAAAACGUCGAGUUGACUCACCUAACACCGCCCCAGACGCCGCCCCAGGAGGAGCAGUACCAUGGUGCUGGGGAGCAGCCCACGUAUUUGACGCUGCCCUCGCAGAACAAUCCGGCACCGGUGGCUGCUGUCGCCGGCGGUGGACAGUUCUACGGCUAUGGCGGUGGAGUCGUCCUGAACCAGAUCCCGACCGUUGUAGAACAACUCCCACAAGCGACGGCGGAGCCCCUCCAGCAGGUUCCCGGAGAGUACCAGCUAGCCGACAGCUUUGGCUUCCAACCGGUGGCCGAAGUGGAGGACAUUGCCCGUAACUUGGAACUGGUGGAGGAAAUCAUCCGUUCCCGCUCGAAGGACCUCCCGGAUUGCAACGAUGACGAAGAUUCCUGUUCGUCCUCGGAGGAUGGCUCGGUGUCCAGCUCGUCAUGCCCGAUGAGCGAUGCCAGCUCGUCCUACUGCGGUUCGGCGUACUCCCGAGACCAGGACGACGAGUGGAGCCCGAGUGGUAACUACAAGAAGAGUUCCCUCGGCAAGGUGGGAGGUGGCGUCUCCAAGAAGCGCACCCGUCCCUACGGACGCGGAAUCGAGGACAAGAAAUCGCGCAAGAAGGAACAGAACAAGAACGCCGCCACCCGGUACCGCCAGAAGAAGAAGGCCGAAAUCGAAGAGAUCCUUAUUGUCGAACGUCAGUUGAAGGACAAGAAUGACGAAUUAAAAAGCAAAUCUGCCGACAUUGGGCGCGAGAUCCGCUAUCUCAAGAGCCUGAUGCGCGAGGUUUGCAAGGCGAAAGGCUUGCUCGAAUGAGUGAGCUUCGAGAUACUUAUUGUACCUUUAACUUUUUUUGAUUAUUUUAUUUUUUCCAGCACGUACAUUUAUCCAGGAAAAUAAUUCAAGAAAUAGUAGUUGUAUAAGAGACAUCCCCCCAUAUCGGUAAGAUUUGCUUCUAAAUGAUUCUUCAUUCUUCACUUCCACGGUGAGAAGCCGUGUCGUGUGUUUUGGAAUCUGAUUAGCUUGUAGUCGUUAUUAACACAACCAUGUGUUUAGUGUGUAAGCUAAAAACAUCAACUUUUACGAUUCUUAGACAAAGGCGAAUACUCGUGUAACGUCAGGCAUAUUGCAGAAAUCUGUAGUUAUUCGUGGCAUGCUGUCUUAGAUAAUACACCUUACUCAUCUUCAAUUGGAAACGCGAUGAUGUAACCCAUUCGGACCCGUGACUUGCCGCAUCCCUUGCGAGAGAUCCGCCCGCAAUCGUGACCCGCAGUGUAUGACGUCCGCUCGGCGUGACCGAAGAUCUGCUGCCGGAGUCCGGUUGCGGCGGGGCUCUCGGGCAUGGCUGUGUUGCCGAUAAAAGGAAUUCGAAAUCGACUUCGAACACCAAAAUCCCCGUUCGAUUCGAUACGGGGAUUUUUUCCACCAUUGGGGGACACUUUUUAGAAAAUCCAAAUCUUCUUAAUUCCUGGAAAACCCGAAUCGUUUUGUGACCACUUUAAAGAUCUAGUGUGUGAUCUCCCUAAAUUGUCCCCAUAGUAAGAAGAGUCUUCAGCUCUGUUGCGCAGAUAAUAUGCUGUACAUCCCUGUAUCCGCGGCACAGCGAAUCGAGUUUCGAUUCUAUCGGGGAUCGUUUGGGACGCUAUGAUUUAUAAAUGUCAACAUUUUUUAACUGAUGAUUAUGAUAAGAUCAUUAACGAUUGUACGCAAAGAUCAAGCGAAAAUUUGGAAAAUAUUACAUCAAAUAUAACGGAAAUGGAUUAAGUGAAAUGUUUGAACAGUGCAAUUAAGGACAAACAACAACUUCCACAUUUGCUGUGCAAAGUGAAUGCCAUUUGAGCGUUUCUGAACCUGUGCAAUCUAUGGAUGUUAUUUUCGAGCGUAAUAUAAGAAAGGGAUAAGAAGAAA
This is a messenger RNA of Aedes albopictus (Asian tiger mosquito), 3370 nucleotides long. RefSeq names its product activating transcription factor of chaperone (gene crc). Gene Ontology annotation, molecular function: DNA-binding transcription activator activity, RNA polymerase II-specific; RNA polymerase II transcription regulatory region sequence-specific DNA binding. Gene Ontology annotation, biological process: regulation of transcription by RNA polymerase II. The coding region runs from base 1274 to 2278 and encodes 334 amino acids. NCBI's taxonomy places the organism in Eukaryota, Metazoa, Arthropoda, Insecta, Diptera, Culicidae. The record is from RefSeq and is a predicted model, not a curated record. The transcript has 2 exons. Gene Ontology annotation, cellular component: nucleus.